Baudoinia panamericana UAMH 10762 is the source of this 264-nucleotide messenger RNA. RefSeq lists its product as uncharacterized. Lineage: Eukaryota; Fungi; Ascomycota; Dothideomycetes; Mycosphaerellales; Teratosphaeriaceae. The transcript has a single exon. The record is from RefSeq and is a predicted model, not a curated record. Bases 1 to 264 code for a protein of 87 amino acids.
AUGGCCGCUUUCGGAAACUCGCCGCUUUCCGCCUUCGCACAAUCUACGACCACGGCCUUUGCUCACCGAGAGGGUGAAGGUACAGAGCAGCUGUGGUCUUUUGCACCUGCUACAACCGGGUGCCGCGAUGAGCUUGAUGCUCCGAUCAAGGAAGCGCUAUGCCUCCCACCAGCAGUCAGGAUCAUCGCGCACUGCGGGUUAGGCCAGGAAGCACAGUCACCCGCGCCACAACCCUGUUUCGGUGUAGGGGCUUCUCAGUCGUAA